GUUGUUUUAUUUACCUUUAAUAAUACGAUAUUUGCCGAGUGUAAUAAAUUCUUGUGAAAACAAAAAGAAAAUGACUUCAAGUGUAUCCAAGAUGCAAGUUUUAUCUUUAUAUAAAUUGCUUAUGAGAGAAGCCCAAAAGUUUCCUAGCUACAAUUUUCGCUCCUAUGCUCUAAGAAGGGUCAAAGAUGCUUUCAAAGAAAAUAAAUCAUUAACAGAUCAGAAAAUCAUUAACAAGGAAUAUGAUUUUGGAAUAGAAAACUUAGUCAUAAUUAGGAGACAAGUAAUAAUUGGCCACUUAUAUAGGACUGAUAAACUCAUAAUAGAAAAUAAACAGUAAAUUACUCAGCAAUGUUUAUAAAUGAUGAAUUGAUUUCGCUGUACCAUUUGGAAUUGUGUUCUGAAUUUAAAUAUCAAUGCAGUAAUAUUCUUCUACAUAAAAGUAAUGAGUAAACUCACUACAUUAAUUGUCAUUUGAAAACAAAGCAGAACAGUGACCAAUGAAUAGUACCUGCAGCAGCAGAUUAUGUUACUAGAAAAUGUAAUUAUUUUUUGGCAUAUUAUAGUUUAGAAUAAACUAAAAAAAAUUACAGUAGAUCUACAAAAGACAGUAAUGUGUGACAACUCUGCUUCUGUAAUUUGUCCUCCACAUUAUAACAUCUCUAAUUCAAAGUCUAAAAUUGUAGACAGCAUGUGUUAUGUUAACAAAAUCCCAUUAAAAUUAAUAUUCAUUUAUUAAUUAUAGGAUCCUCUAGAUUAAUAGUACAUAUUGAGAGUGAGUGUUUCAUCUUUUGAUUCAUUACAAUUUCGGAGGAAACAAACCAGUUUUCAAAUUUAAUAUGUAGUAAAAAGCAAGCUUUGUUUUUGUCUUUUUCGUAAUACUUUUCAAUUCCAAAUGGUAUUCAUCACGCUAAUAAUAGAAACAGUAAGACAAUAUUUACUUUUUUGUAAUUUUAAAGACAUAUGUAAAUAGAUUUAAGAUGUAGUCAUCAAAAAUAUGGAUUAAAUCCAUUUUUUAUUUAAUUGAUAUUAAAAAAAGUUAUGGCCUUACGGCCGACACUCAAAUGAGGUGAAUAAUAACAGAUUUGUGCAGCUGACAUCACCCAGACUCGCUUCACUUCGUUUUUCCGAAGAUAUUCGUACUAAUGCGCUGUCAUUACCGCUUCGCUAAGCAGCGCCCACAGCUUUUCUUUGCCUAGUGUAAUGUCAUUCUAAAGCCGGAAUCAUAUCUAGCUCGCGUUAUAUGUCGCCACGCGUGAGUUAGGGAAUCUGUAUGGCGUAAAACUCAAGUUGCAUAUUAGUCGUAUAAUUUUUGCGAUACUGACACCUGGACUCAUCUGGAAUCUAGUGGUGGCAUGUUGGUUUCUGCACGUAUUAUCUUUCGAACCUCGCAGGUACAUUAUUUCAUAGGAUUUCUUAGGCGCACUUAAUUCUUAGGAAAUGAAAUCCCGAAGUAUACAAGAUCUUAUAUUAUUAAAAUAGUUUUAAAAAAGUUGUACUAGGCACUACUCUUAAUGUAAUAAAAAUUCUCAUAAACAAUAAUUAAAUUUUUAAAAUAUAUAGGUACGGAAGGUAUUUUUUCCUAAAAGAUACUAUUACCUUACGCUGUAAGAUGUUUAAGAUGCCGUGAGGAAGCGUACUCUGCGAUUCAAUGCAAAAUCGUAUGCAAAUCUAAAUUAAAAUAAUAACACAAAGAUCUUUAUUAAUUUAAAAUACUUAGUUGGAAAUGAACGCAGUGAUAUUAUAUUUAAUCUAUAGUUAUUCAUUUGUACUAGCACAAAAAUUAAUGACGAAAAAUCUUGCGAAGAUAUAAUAAAGACGAGACUAUGUAUUAAUUUUAAGAAAUGAUAUAAACUGGUCAUUUUGUCCAUUAAAUAUGAUACACGUGUUUAUAAUACGUUUGUUGUCUUAGGUUAGCAUAAAGUUGGUAUAUAUUAUAUCUAUGGUGUCGUCCAUUUAUUAAGUAAGAAGAUUUAGAGAUGAGUCGACUAUGUCUUAAUUAUUCUUCCAUAAUUAUUCUUACAAAGAAGAGGGCGUCUCUAAAAUUCUACCAAAGCCGGUCAUUAAACGAUAAAUCUUCGCAUAAAAGUAGAGGAUUGAUGAUAGAAAACAAAUUAUCUAGAUAAUAAUGUGAUCCAUUUUAAUCUGGCGUCAAUCAACACAUAACAAGAUCAAUCUGACAUCAGUUUGAUAAAGAUAAAGGUUUUCCCGCCAGAUUGAUCAUCUAAUGGCCCUGUUACAUCAGGAAUAUUCGCUAACAAAAUAAUUAUUUAACAGGGGAGCGUUUCAGCUGAAUCUUACUUAUUCUUACAUAGAACGAGAGAGGAAAACUGGAAAAAAACAUCUUAGGUAAUAAAAAGAUGACGCCUAUGCACGUGUAAAGUAAAAUAAUAAACCACAUUUGUAACUUUUUAUUAACAAAUAUUUCGAGACCAAUUUAUGUUUUGUUUCGUUCUAUUUAUAAAUAUGUCACGAAUUCUUCAUGCGAGUGAAUAUAUUUAUUUGUAAAAAAUAUUACCUUUGAAGUUUUAUAUGUUAGGAGCUAAUGAAUGCGAAUCGCAAAUACUUAGAAAUUGACAUAUAAAAAACACAAUGAAAUAACUACCUCAAAGCUUGGUCUUUUUAAUUUCAAAAUAAAAAAAAGAAACUGUAUUUUAUACUUCAGACGAAUCAAUUAUGUGACUGUAUGAUGUCCAAAUAUUUAUGUAAUGUCAAUAAAAAAAUUCAACAUCGCCAGUUAAAACUUAACAAAAUUAACUUAAACAAAAUUUUAAACGAUAUCAGUCCCGGAUCUAGGGGAAAACCGGGGCUCAAGCUCCGUGCGGCAGUUUAUGGGUUACGCCAAAGUCACGAUUAUGAUUGAAAAAAAAAUAACUAUACAAAAUGGUUUCGAAUAAAUAGUUAUCCUUAAUUAUUCAUUAGAAAUAAAAAUGCCAUACCAUUUGUGUGUUGUUUUAUUUGUCUCAUAUGCUAGAGAGAUGGGGCAACACAAAUUUCUACCUCUGUUCGAAAAAAAUAUAGAUCCGUGACUGAAACAUAUUUGGAAGUUUGCAAAGAAAAUAAAAAACAAGAUGUUACAAACACAGUCGCAUUUUCAAACUAACUGAAGAACUUUUUUUCAUUUAAUUUAGCCUGAUUUCGUUACGUAUCGAGGAUACCUAUCUAUUACUAUUUAUUUGUAAUGUACUACACCGUACACAUUAUUUGUUGCAUUUGUAACACUAGUUUAGUUAAAUUUUAAGAUUUAUUGUUGUAAAUAAACGAACAACUU
Molecule: messenger RNA, 3268 nt
Organism: Diatraea saccharalis (sugarcane borer)
Lineage: Eukaryota; Metazoa; Arthropoda; Insecta; Lepidoptera; Crambidae
Source: the annotation of a GenBank genome assembly